ACACAUCAGAGACGGACCAAAACGUAAAUGUAACGAGCAUGUGAGAGAUCUACACGUUUAUUAAAACUUUUGACUUCUUCUCCUUCGUGUUUUAAAGUUUUGGCUUGUUCUUUUUUUUCAUCUUCUUCUUCAUGUUGAAAUCCUAUUCUCAAGCGCUCUGAAACAGAAAAAUGGAGAAAAAAAUCGGCAUUGUGCUCUUCCUUUUUGUUCUUCUCCUUCUUCAGUUUUCUGAACUUCGUACAGCUCAACGACCUUCCCAAGUGGAUAAAGAAGUAGAAGAAAAAGGAGUCAAUAACAAUAAUUGGGCCUGGACUACACAAGCAGAUAAGGCAUCUGACAUGGCCCAAGAGUUAUCACAUCUUAUGGGAGAAGAGAAAUGCGAGGAGAGUGAUGAAGAGUGUAUGAAGAGAAGGAUGAUCACUGAAUCUCACUUGGACUACAUCUACACUCAAAGCCACAACAAACCUUAAUUACCACCCACCUUUUGUCAUUCGUCAGGAGGUACUAAGUAUGAAUAAUCCAACACCAUAGUGUUUUAAGAAGUAAAAAGAAAUAUUUAUAAGAUUGUAUUGUGAUAACAAUGGUUGUAUGAUUAUGGGGACUUUUAUCUAUAUUUAUAUAAACUAGUACAGUACAUAUCAGGGAUCCCUUCUUGUCAAUUUUAACUUAUGUGAAUAAUGAUCACCAAGUUUGAAUAA
Brassica napus (rape) is the source of this 698-nucleotide messenger RNA. RefSeq names its product putative phytosulfokines 6. The transcript is spliced from 3 exons. Lineage: Eukaryota; Viridiplantae; Streptophyta; Magnoliopsida; Brassicales; Brassicaceae. Gene Ontology annotation, biological process: cell population proliferation. Gene Ontology annotation, cellular component: extracellular region. The record is from RefSeq and is a predicted model, not a curated record. Bases 171 to 470 code for a protein of 99 amino acids. Gene Ontology annotation, molecular function: growth factor activity.